AUGGUGAUCGAAUCAUCAGAAGAGACCGUUUCUGAUUCCAAUGAUAAAAAAUCUAGUCGAGCUAUUGUUCUGCAUACUUCCGAAGAACAAGUAAAUUCAGAUGAUGAUUUUGUUGAUCCACAACCAAGAGUUAACCCGACAAAAAAUCAAAAGAAGGAAAAGGCAGAAUCAAAACCAAAGAGAUCAAUGAGGAAAGAUAAAACAAAAGAACAACCAGAACAACAACCAUAUUACGAUUACGACGGAAAAAAAAUCAACAUAAGAUGUGCAGUCAAUAAUCUAAAAGAUUAUAUUGAAGGUUUGUCAAAAGAGCAAAGGAAUGUUGUUAAAGAAAUAGGGUUUGAGAGCAUACUAAAAUUCAAUCUGCAUUCAGUUCCACGCAAAUUCGGAUAUUGGCUGGUAAAAAACUUUGAUGCUGAAAAUGAUGAGAUAAAUACCGGAGAUGAAAGGAUUAAGAUCACAGCUGAAUUUAUCCAAAAGGUACUUCAAAUACCAAAUGGAAAAACAGAGAUUGAGGAAAAACUGAGACCAAAAGACACUGAUCUUAUAAUUAAAUUCUGGCGCGGUCAAUUCAGCAAAGAUAUCUUGAAGAGAAUGCGUACAAGAAGACAAUGGCCUGGAAAUGAGAAGCUCUUCAAUGGACCUAUUGCAUUGUUAGCGAUACUAUAUGCUUACAAAAAACAAGGAUUUGACAAUGCUGAAAACACUGAAGAGUUCUCUCUUGAUAAAAUUGACUCUACAACAUUACAAGAAUUUGAAGAUGAAUUGGAAAUUGCUGCGCAAAAUGAGGGGAGAUGUCUUGUAAUGGAUAAAAAGAAAAAAGUCAGAAAGAAUAAACAAAAAAAGAAAGAUGAAAAUGAUGAAUUUUAUGUUUAUCCAACUGAAUCCGAGAAUGAAAACGAAGAAAUUUUUGAAAAUGAAUCUGAAGAAAAUGAUGAAGACGAUGCUGAAGAACAACCAAUCACAUUACUUAAAGGUGCAACAGACUGGAUUGAUCAAGAGAAUCAAGAAAAUGUUCAAAACAGCCCAAUUAAAACCAAUGAAACUGAGAAAACACAAACAGAAAGUGGAGGAUCAUGGGGGCAAUUCUUCAUUAAACCAUCAAUAGGAAAUAAAGAUAAAAUGUGGGUAGACAGUCAAAGCCGACUGCGUAAUUUCAUGCCAUCACAAAAUCAAAGUGAAGUCUUUUUGACAUUCAUUCAACAAAAAGUGGCGAUGAAAAUAUGA
Molecule: messenger RNA, 1227 nt
Organism: Helianthus annuus (common sunflower)
Lineage: Eukaryota; Viridiplantae; Streptophyta; Magnoliopsida; Asterales; Asteraceae
Exons: 4
Coding region: 1-1227 (408 amino acids)
Source: RefSeq, a predicted model, not a curated record